AUGAUCACUGCUUGUAAAACAAAGGACGAAUGCAAUGACCCUCAUGCAAUAUGCCUAAACGGUGAUUGCGUGUGCGAAGAUGGAUAUAUUUUGAAAGGCGGUAAUUGCAAAGAAAUAACAUGCGAUGAUCAUCCAUGUGGCAGUAUUGGGAUAUGCGAGGAAAUCACAGGAGAUGAAAAAUUCGAAUGUAAAUGUCCGCCUGACUCGUUUGGAAAUGGAUACCAUUGCUACGACUCGCCAUGUUACAAAGCUCCUUGCCAAAAUGGUGGAGUUUGCGAAAAAAAAGAUAAAAAUGGAUACAAAUGUAUUUGCCCAAUUGGCUUCUCUGGGGUUAGCUGCGAGCGUCAUGAGAUAGAGCUUUCCUGUGAUGGGCGAACUGUGGAUAUUCCUUUCUGUGAAAACAGUGGAGCACCUACUGAAACGUGCAAUGAUACGCCAUGUAAGAACAACGGUAUAUGUCUGCCUGUACGUACUGGUCAAUUCAAGUACAAAUGCAAAUGCAAAUCAGGGUAUACCGGGCGUACAUGUGAUACAAAAAUAAAUGAGCAAUGUAAUGAACAUGGAGUUUGUAAAUUGAAGUUGAAAGAAGAGGGACAAUGUCUAGAAGUAGGAUGCAAUUGCUUCAUUAGGUAUAGUGGUCAACAGUGUUUAGAGAAAGCUACAGACUGUAAUGACGACAGUGAUUGUAGAAAUGGUGGAAGAUGUGAAGAAAAACAGUGUGAUUGUGCUCCAGGUUUUAAAGGUGCUUUCUGUGACGAACGAGAGCAUCAAUCUUAUAUUCACUUUCCCCGUAUUCAUUUUGCUGGAAGAUUUCAAGCUGAUCAGUCGACUAUAAACAAUUAUCCUGAUAAUUUUGAUACGGAAAGCUUUCCCAAAACAAGCGUGGGAUGGAAUCCAACCGGGAGCUCCGCAUGGCGUUUAAGGGAGACGCGAAUUACAAGAGUUUGUUACGCAAAUGAAGCUUGCACUUCCUUCGUAAGCGAUGACGCGCUGAUUAACACCUUACUUGAAGAUAGUAAUCUUGCUGGAAGUGCGAAGCUGGUUGACCUUGAUGUACAUUUCCAGGAUUCUUCCGCAAUUUAUGGUUGGUCAAUGCAAGUCAGAGACUUCUUUAAAGCUGAUUUUCAAAGAGUUGGAUUUCGGUAUAUGUGGCGAAAAAUGAAAGCUGGUCAUGGUUUGGCUGUUUAUGGAGCUGCCUAUCAAAGUGUUCUUAAAAACGUUCAGUUUGGAAAUAGAAGCGAAGACUCGCGGAUAACGAAAUACCUUAAAGAACAUUUAGAACGUAGUGACAAGAAAGAAUUAUCAAUCCGUUUUAACGUUGACAUGUACGAUUCUUCAAGUACGACAGCUAACUUUUCUUAUGGUAGAAUCGUUGGUUCAAUUGGAAUUUCAGGUCGCGAUUCCCCGCCGUAUGUUACUUUCGGCCGUAUGCUCAAGCCGAUUAUUGGAACUGGACCAGAUUUUUGGUACACUCCUUUUGUUUAUGAUCAGGAGAAGAAAACCAUUUUGAUUGACUUGGGCAAUAGUUUAGGUAUUACAGAAGAAGGCAUUCCAUUGAAAUCAAUUGGAAACAUGGCCAUAGCGUAUACAGAUAACAAUGAGGACGACAAUAUAAAAUGUCCGAAAGUAUGGAAUCCAUUUGGCCGUAUAUCUUUCAAUGACCUGAAAAAGUACACGCUUACAUCUGGGGUAUUCCAGAUUGAUGUUGGAGAGCAGGAUAUAAGUAAGCGUAGAGUUAUUUUGGCACAGGUAGAUGAAAACGGAAUGUGUACACAAGUUGUUUUGGCCGAAGACAGACAAGGUGUCGAAAUCCACCCCCUCACACGUUGGGUUCACCGCGCUGUGCCAGAAGAGGAUGUGAAUGUUCGCCUGUUUUUGACUAUUUAUGGAAAGCCACCUUCCGAAGAUGAUUCCUUUAAUGUAAGUGUUUCCCCCUCUGGAUCGAUCACCAAAAAGGGACAUGGUAUUUUUGAAUUCAAAACGACCACAAAAGACCCAGACAACGCUAGACUUUUCAUCAAUGGAGACGUCUCUUUCUUCAAAUACUACUUAUCCGGGAGAGAGCCACCCGCCGAUGAUGAUGUUAACUCAGCAAUUGUCAUACUUGUCUGGGACAAGUUUGAGGUUCCAACUCAGCCCAACUGGAUCAGGCAUGUAAAACCAAUUUUCAAACAAUAUGCGACUUUGUAUCCUGUGAUGAAAAUAAACUUCCUGGACCUUUCAAAUUAUUUUGAAGUUGUUAAAAACAAAUACCCACUCACAAAGAUCAUGUCGCUCGACGUGGAAGAUCCACGUUAUAUGCCCGUCACAAGAGAUUUGUCUCCGGGUAAAGUUCAGAUGAUUUUAAAGUGGCUACAAGAUGACACUCCCAGAUAUGGAUAUUCAAAUCUUGGAAUUGACAUGUUCACCCUGAAACACCUUUUACAGACGGCACUUCAGUUGGAACAUUCGACAAUUCCGCCAUACCUGACUGGUUAUCUUUCAAUAAAGAAGGGUUAUAAUACUGAGGUAAAAAGCAUGCUGAAAGACAUUUUAAUCGACGAAAUGCAUCACUUGGCCCAAGUGUCUAACAUUUUGAAUGCAAUUGAUGGAAAUCCUAAUUUGUUUGCUGAACAUUUUGUCCCGUCAUAUCCCAGCUACCUGCCAGGUGGAGUUCAUCCUGAAGUUAAAAUCACCGUCAACAAGAUGUCGAUGCUUCAAAUUCGUAACGUGUACAUGGUUCUUGAAACGCCGUCUAAGGAACUCGAAGAAAAUGGACUGAUUAAUGCUAUUGACGAAAUAACUAAAAAUACUUUAUACAAUCCUACCAAUGCCAAAUCUACUUACUCUGAAGACCCGGCGUGCGCUGAUGUUUUAACAUUGUACAAUGACGUUGUUAUGAAGAGUGAAAAUAUUCUAACGAAUCAUAACACAAUUGGUGAUUUGUAUACCACAAUUCUUAUCGUGAUGGCAAAGCUUCAGUGUGCUGGACUAUUAAAAUUCGAUGGUAAAAAGAAUCAGCUUGAAGUUGGUGGGAAAAGUGGAAAGAAAGUGAUGAAAGUUUAUGAUUUUGGGACGGCUGUGCAGGCAAUAAAGAACAUCGUUAAAGAGGGCGAGGGAUCUUCGCCUUGCAAUCCGCUGGACCAGAACACCGAUUUAUCACAUUACUACAAGUUUGCAUCAAUGGCGAACAAACGUCAUAUAAAAACGAUCCAAAAAGAUAGCAAGGUUGAAACCACCGAUCCUGAUCAUGAGUGCCUUGGGUCGAAAGCAAGUACAUUCGCGUACAUAGGGAAAAAACUGCCUUUCGAUGAAGAUGGUAUUUGGCCCAUCGUGAACAAUCCGAUGAUGUCGAUGUACAAGGAGGGCAGCCGAGUCGAAAUUUUGGCAAAAUUAUUUAGCAAGUCAUAUUGGAGAUUGUUGAAGUUAUUGCAAAAUGUUUUUGAUGGAAAAACCUACUUGUUUGGGGAUUCUGUAGCAAAAAUGAAAGACCUGCUUAUUCAUGGCAACAGUUUGGUUCAGAUGCCAAUUGAAGAAAACGGAAAUCCCGAAGUGGGUCCGAAUGCAGGACCAAUCUACCCAACCAACGAACCUUGAAAGUCGGAUGAAAAGAAUCAGAAAGACGACGGCAGUGUUACUGCAUUAUAUUACUUUAUUACUUUAAGUUAUAGUUACAAAUUUUCAGACUCUUUUAGCUCAACAUAUAUCAGAUAUGAACGUUAAA
Dendronephthya gigantea is the source of this 3703-nucleotide messenger RNA. RefSeq lists its product as uncharacterized. NCBI's taxonomy places the organism in Eukaryota, Metazoa, Cnidaria, Anthozoa, Malacalcyonacea, Nephtheidae. The record is from RefSeq and is a predicted model, not a curated record. The coding region runs from base 1 to 3576 and encodes 1191 amino acids. The transcript has 13 exons. Gene Ontology annotation, molecular function: calcium ion binding.